CGUCGCCGCACAACCAAGGAGCAGCUCACUCUACUCGAGGGCACCUUCAAGAGCACGCCCAAGCCGUCUUCGGAGCUUCGCAAAUCCCUGGCGUCCACACUCGGCAUGACCGCGCGCGAGGUGCAGAUCUGGUUCCAGAACCGCCGUGCAAAGCAGAAG
This is a messenger RNA of Kickxella alabastrina, 159 nucleotides long. Its product is annotated as homeobox domain-containing protein. The annotation marks the transcript as partial. Gene Ontology annotation, biological process: regulation of transcription by RNA polymerase II; cell differentiation. NCBI's taxonomy places the organism in Eukaryota, Fungi, Kickxellomycota, Kickxellomycetes, Kickxellales, Kickxellaceae. The record is from RefSeq and is a predicted model, not a curated record. The transcript has a single exon. Gene Ontology annotation, molecular function: DNA-binding transcription factor activity, RNA polymerase II-specific; RNA polymerase II cis-regulatory region sequence-specific DNA binding.